This is a messenger RNA of Salvelinus sp. IW2-2015, 3662 nucleotides long. The record is from RefSeq and is a predicted model, not a curated record. Lineage: Eukaryota; Metazoa; Chordata; Actinopteri; Salmoniformes; Salmonidae.
UGUUGUGUAAAAGUUUGUGUGCGGAGGCGUUUCCAGGAAGAGUCGUUUCAUUUUUCUGUAAUGGCGGACCACGGAGACGGUGAAAGUAUUGUGUUUAACGACAACAGGAUGGCGCAGCAGCAGACGCUGCGUUUCCGCGGCCCUGCUCCUCCUCCAACCCCAGUGAUGCGUGGUCCACCCCCACUGCUCAGACCUCCACCUCCCCCCUUCGGUAUGAUGAGAGGGCCUCCACCACGGGGGCCACUGUUUGGGCGUCCGCCGUUUGACCCCAGCAUGCCACCCAUACCCCCACCAGGAGGCAUGCCCCCACCACUCGGACCCCCUCACCUACAGAGACCUCCUUUUAUGCCCCCGCCGAUGGGCAGCAUGCCCCCACCCCCAGGGAUGCUAUUCCCCCCUGGGAUGCCCCCAGUUCCUGCUGCUGGAGCUCAUACUCUGCCCCCUACUGAGGAGAUCUGGGUGGAGAACAAGACACCUGAGGGAAAGGCGUACUACUACAACGCCAGGACUCGAGAGUCAGCCUGGAGCAAACCUGAAGGGGUAAAGGUGAUCCAGCAGUCAGAACUCAACCCUAUGAUGGUGAGCCCGGCUGGUACAGGAGCCUCCUCCAAUAGCAGCACUGCAGCCAGCACUACAGCUGCCACACCCUCUCCAGUGUCCACACAGGCACCUUCCCAGUCUCAUACCAUGAGUACCAGCCCAGACACCAACACCACCUCUUCUUUGUCCCAGACCAUCACUACUUCUGCUGCUACAGAUCUGCAGCCUGUGUCCUCCGUCCCCUCCAGUGUGGGAGUGACCACGAUGGCAGUGGUCAGUGUAACCACAGUGCCAUCCUCAGUGACACCAGUCCAGACUAUGUCCCUGUUGCCCCAAAGUCUCCCGACUGGCCUGCCCCACCACACCAUGUCCCAGCCUCACACCACAGCCACUAUCCCAGGCUUCCCCCCAGGGGUCAUGCACCCCUUCAGGGUGCCUCUACCAGGCAUGCAUAUCCCACUGCCCGGUGUAGCAAUGAUGCAGAUAGUAGGAGGUCCCUAUAUAAAGACAGUCUCCCCCAACCAUAACGGUAUGCUGCCUGGCAUGGGCCCUCUCUCUGUUCCCAUGAUGCACCACCCUCAGUUGGCCCUGGCGGCGCCCGCCUUGUCAGGCCUCCAGUUCCCAGAGUGGUCUGAGUACAAACGGCCGACGGGAACCUACUACUACAACAACCGCACACUGGAGUCCACCUGGGACAAACCCCAGGAACUACGGGAGAAAGAGAAAGAGGCAGAGAAGGCCAAAGAGAGACAGCAGGCCCUGGAGGAGGAGGCUAUGGAGAUGGAGGAUGAACAGCCUAAAAAGAGCUCCCUAAGGAGUUGUAUCCCUUUCAUUGAGCAGGUUAAGGAGGAGGAGAUGACUGAAGAGGAGAAAGCAGCACAGAAAGCCAAGCCCCCUGUGGCCACUAACCCAAUAGCUGCCACUCCCUGGUGUAUUGUGUGGACCGGUGACGAGCGUGUUUUCUACUACAAUCCCACCACGCGUCUCUCCAUGUGGGACCGGCCCGAGGAGCUGGUGGGGCGGGCCGACGUUGACAAGAACAUCCAGGAACCACCUCAUAAGAGAGGCCUGGAGGACGCCACCAGGAAGCUGGGUACGACCACACACAGGCACACUCAUCCUGCCUCUGUAGGUGUUCAUCGAUGGUCUCAUCACUUCUCUCCCUCAGGAAUCAGCAAAGAGGAGCUGGAGCAGGCAGCAGAGGAAGCUCUGGAGGAUGAGCCUGUGAAGGCCAAGAAGAGGAAGAAGGAGGAAGUGAUGAAAGAGGCGGACUCUGAGAAAGAGGCAGCCAUGGAGGCGGAGCUGAAGGCGGCCCGAGAGCGGGCCAUCGUGCCCCUGGAGAAGCGCAUGACACAGUUCAGGGACAUGCUGCUGAAGAGAGGGGUCUCAGCGUUCUCUACGUGGGAGAAAGAGCUGCACAAGAUAGUGUUUGAUCCACGAUACCUGCUGCUUAACCCCAAAGAGAGAAAGCAGGUGUUUGACCAGUAUGUGAAGACCCGAGCUGAGGAGGAGAGGAAAGAGAAGAAGAAUAAACUGAUGCAGUGUAAGGACGAGUUCAGGAAGAUGAUGGAGGAGGCCAAGCUCACUGCCAGGACAACGUUCAGUGAGUUUGCCUCCAAGCACGCCAAGGACACACGGUUCAAGGCCAUAGAGAAGAUGAAGGACCGGGAGACCAUCUUUAUCGAGUUCAUGGCCGCUCUCAAGAAGAAAGAGAAGGAGGACUCCAAGAACAGAGGAGAGAAGGUGAAGCAGGACUUCUUUGAGUUGCUUGGUGACCACCAGCUGGAUGGAGGGCAGCGCUGGAGCAAGGUGAAGGACAGGCUGGAGGGAGACCCUCGCUACAAGUCUGUGGAGAGCUCCAACACCAGAGAGGAACUCUACAAGCAGUAUGUGGACAAGCAGGCCAAGAACAUGGACUCUGAUAAGGAGAAGGAGCUGGAGCGUGCCGCCAGGAUAGAGGCCAGUCUGAGGGAGAGGGAGCGCGAGGUGCAGAAGGCCCGCUCUGAGCAGACCAAGGAGAUCGACAGAGAACGGGAGCAGCAUAAGAGGGAGGAAGCCAUCCAGCACUUCAGAGCCCUCAUGUCAGAUAUGGUGAGGUCGUCGGACGCGUCGUGGUCAGACACCCGGCGUAACCUGCGUAAGGACCACCGCUGGGAGUCCGCCUCUCUGCUGGAGAGAGACGAGAAGGAGAAACUGUUCAACGAACACGUUGAGGCGCUCUCCAAGAAGAAGAAGGAGAACUUCAGACAGCUACUGGACGAGACCGUCAUGAUCACACUGACCACCACGUGGAAGGAGGUGAAGAAGAUCAUUAAAGAGGAUCCUCGCUGUAUCAAGUUCUCCAGUAGUGACAGAAAAAAACAGAGGGAGUUUGAAGACUACAUCAAAGACAAGUACAUCACAGCCAAAGCUGACUUCAGAACGCUUCUGAAAGAGACCAAGUUCAUCACUUACAGGUCGCGGAAGUUGCUCCUGGAGUCUGACCAGCACCUGAAGGACGUGGAGAAGGUUCUGCAGAAUGACAAGCGUUACCUGGUGCUGGACUGUGUCCCGGAUGAGAGGAGAAAACUCCUCAUGUUCUACAUCGAGGACCUGGACCGCCGGGGUCCCCCUCCUCCCCCCACCGCCUCGGAGCCCACGCGCCGCUCCACCAAGUGACCAGAGACUGCUAGAAAACCUGAGCAUGAACCAGCCCUGCACCUGUUCUAGUGCAGUAUUAAACUGUAAUGUCCUAAUGCCUUGUGGUAAACCUGGAACAUCCAUCCUUGUAUUUAUUAAAGUGUCAGUAGUGCAGAGCUCUGGCUCUCCUCUCUACAGGGCCUGAUGAUGUGCCACUGCUCUAACCCCUGACAUCUGACCUUUUGGCUCAGCUGAGGUCACAGGGAUCGGCGUAGUAAUACAUCUGCAGCCACCUAUGACGUUAGACAACUGUAAAUGAUGAACUCUGCUGUUUCUGUGACUCAAGGCAUCGCAGGCCUUAGUAACUGUUUUUAGGGUGUCGUUGACAUCGACCAACUCACAGUACAGUUUGAAUGUUAACGUUUAUUCUCAGUGGUUUAAUUUUGAUGCGUUGCUUUUUCUGUACAUGUUUACUGGAAUAAAAGCAACUUUUCUUUUUUUAA